AUGCUCACUUCGAUCCCAUCAUUGGUCACUCACCAUGAGAGCUCUCUCACGAUGGCCAUACCCACGGGAGAAGAGAUCAAGGAAGUAGUUUUCUCUAUGAGCAGACAUCGUGCACCCGGGCCCGAUGGUUUCCCAGCUGAUUUUUACAUUUCAUGUUGGGAUAUCGUUGGCACUGAUCUCAUCCAGGCUAUCAGGGAAAUCUUUCGUCGUAAAGUCUUUACACGAAGUUGGAAGGCCACCUUCCUUGCACUUAUACCGAAGGUGACUACCCCAACCUCAUUUAGAGACUUUCGACCUAUCAGUUUAUGUAACGUGUGUUAUAAAGUUGUAUCUAAGAUCGUUACAUGUAGAUUGAGUAGUUUCCUUGAUAGACUUAUAUCUCCAGAGCAAUGCGGAUUUGUCAAGGGACGGUACAUUCACGAUAACAUCAUGCUAGUACAUGAACUAGCACAGUCCCUUGGCCAUGACUAUCGAGGCUCCAACAUCAUCAUCAAAUUAGACAUGGAGAAGGCCUUUGAUAGGAUAGAGUGGAGUUUCCUCAUUAAGGUUCUUAGAUGCUUUGGGUUCACCGACGACUUCAUUGACUUAGUUGAUGCAUGUGUUAGGGAGAAUCAUUUCUCUUUAUUGGUGAACGGUAGCUCCACACCAUUCUUCACGGCCACAAGAGGUCUACGACAGGGCGAUCCACUAUCACCCACCCUCUUCAUCUUAGUCGAAGAAGUCCUCAGUCGAUCCCUCACUCGAGCGAUCAAUCAAGGACUUAUCCGACCAUACUACUCGAAGAGGGGUUGUCCGAUCAUCUCACACUCCCUCUUUGCUGAUGAUGCGAUACUCUUCCUCAAUGGAUGUGAGACAUCCAUUAGAGGGCUCAUGAGUAUUAUCUCGAGGUAUGAGCGAGCUGCAGGUCAACUCGUAAAUGCCUCGAAGAGUAGCUUCAUGGUAGGCCCUUCUACCCCCAUAGGGACCAUACGACGCAUCCAGGGCCUAACGGGGUUCUCUCGUGGACACUUACCUUUUGACUAUCUAGGAUGUCCUAUCUUCCUCGGCCGUAGGCGCAUACACUAUUUUGACGCCCUAGUGGGCAAGUUGAGGAAGAAACUAGCAGGAUGGAAGAUACAGCUUCUAUCCCCUGGAGGACGGAUCCAGUUGAUACGCCAUGUCCUCAUGAGCAUGCCAUUACACCUUUUGGUAGUCCAUGAGGUACCAGACACCGUCUUACAGUCUAUUAGACGGAUAUGCACGUCCUUCCUUUGGGAUGGACAACUUGAGGGACCUCGUCGCCAACGCCGAGUUUCUUGGGAGAAAGCAUGUCGACCUACGGAUGAGGGUGGCCUAG
Spirodela intermedia is the source of this 1336-nucleotide messenger RNA. The record is from the annotation of a GenBank genome assembly. NCBI's taxonomy places the organism in Eukaryota, Viridiplantae, Streptophyta, Magnoliopsida, Alismatales, Araceae.